Molecule: messenger RNA, 2434 nt
Organism: Coregonus clupeaformis (lake whitefish)
Lineage: Eukaryota; Metazoa; Chordata; Actinopteri; Salmoniformes; Salmonidae
Product: tumor necrosis factor receptor superfamily member EDAR-like
Exons: 11
Coding region: 191-1654 (487 amino acids)
Biological process (GO): positive regulation of JNK cascade; positive regulation of canonical NF-kappaB signal transduction
Cellular component (GO): plasma membrane
Molecular function (GO): signaling receptor activity
Source: RefSeq, a predicted model, not a curated record
ACACGGUGGGUUGAAGACAGAGAGAUUAACGGAGGAUUUGUUUACAGCUGUUUAAAUAUCGGUGAUGCCUGUCAGACUGUUCAAUACAGUCUGAUCAUUAAGCUACAUCAGUCCGCGAAGAGAGAUAGGCUACACGCCGACAGACCUGAACUGUCCCAAACCCGCUCUACACGCAGGGGAAGGUGUGAAGAUGUUCCAGAAAGGAAGUCAGAUAGAGUCCCUCUUCCUCUGUUUGUUAUUGGUGUCCUGUCCUCCGUCUCUCAGGUCAGAGUACAGUAGUUGUGGAGAGUUUGAGUUCUACAACCAGACCCUCAGUAGCUGCCAGCCCUGCCCACCAUGCCAACCUGGACAGGAGCCCCACAUGAACUGUGGCUAUGGGACUAAGGAUGAGGACUUUGUGUGUGUGUCGUGUCCGCCGGGGAAGUACUCGAAGGGAGUGUAUGAGAUCUGCAGGAGACAUAAGGACUGCGAAGGUCUGUACCGCGCUACAGUACUCAAACCUGGGACACUAGACAGUGACGCAGACUGUGGACCCUGCUUACCUGGGUAUUACAUCCAGGAGAACCGGCCCAGGAAUCUGUAUGGGAUGGUCUGUCACUCGUGUCAGAAUGCACCGCGCAACACUAAAGAGUGCAUGCUUACCAAAGCUGUGUUGUCAGGCAAAGCCCCCAGUGUCUCAACCAGCAGUACCACCAUGUUCCCUCACCUUCACAAAGACCCCACAGGACAGGGUCACCUAGCAACCGCUCUCAUCAUCGCCAUGUCAACCAUCUUCAUCAUGGCCAUCGCCAUCGUCCUCAUCAUCAUGUUCUACAUCCUCAAAGCCAAGCCCAGUGGACAGGCAUGCUGCUCUGGUCAGGUGGUGAAGGCUGUGGAGGCUCAGACCAACAAACAGGAGGAUAAGAAAGAUGUUCCAGACAACGUUGUCAUUUUCUCUGAAAAUGAUGAAUUUGACAAACUCAAACCCACACCUCCGAAAACGGUCAAAAGUGAGAAUGAUGCAUCAUCAGAGAACGAGCAGCUGUUGAGUCGUAGUAUGGACAGUGAUGAGGAGGCAGCCUUGGAGAGGCAGGGGGCAGCUGAUCCUAACCCCAGCCUCUGUCUCCUGAACCUGGGCAACAAGCCGGACCUCUGCCUGCUCUCCCUGGGGCUCCUCAACAGGGAUAAGACUGGAUCCAACCCCACCAGCCCUAUCAACGCUAACAAGAUUAGCAAUAGCAAUGCUAACAUCAUCAAUAACAACAACAACAACAAGGCUACAGGGAUUCAGAGCCGGAGGAAAAAGAUCCUGGAUCUGUAUGCUAGAGCCUGCAAUGUGGCCGAGGGUCUGAGUCCUACAGAACUACCAUUUGACUGUCUGGAGAAGGCCAGUCGUAUGCUGAGCUCCUCCUACAGUAGCGAGGCAGCCGUGGUGAAGACCUGGAGACACCUGGCAGAGAGCUUUGGUCUGAAGAGGGAUGAGAUCGGAGGGAUGAGUGAUGGCCUGCAGCUGUUUGAGAGGAUCAGUACAGCCGGCUACAGCAUCCCAGACCUGCUCACCAGACUGGUGCAGAUAGAGAGACUGGAUGCUGUGGAGUCACUGUGUUCUGAUGUACUGGGAGGAGGAGAUACACACACUGUCCCUCUGUCCUCACCACGCUGUGCAAGCGUCUGACUCACAUACAUACUAAUGUACACACACACUCAUAUACACACAUGAACACACGUGUAUGCACACAUGCAAUAGACCCAUGUGCACAUACCUGCACAUACAUUCACAAACAAACAGCUUUACCCCUCAACAUGAGGAAAGUCUGCAGGUCUCUCCAGAUUUCAGAUCUCUCUCUUCUCUUUCUCGUCUCUCUGUCUCCCUCUGGCAAUGGACUGGCAAUUAACUUUGCGCUAGACGCCUCGACAAAAGCUUUUUAUAACCUUUUUUACCAUUUUUGUUUACAUAGAUCACAUUUUGUACAGUUCAUAAUAUGACAUUUUAAAAAUGGCAUGAUGGACCUCUGCCAGGACCCCUGUGGCCCCAGACCCUCUAUUACCACGCCUAACCACAACCCUCCCCUUCCCCCAGCGGUCAGCUGCUGCCACUGGCUCUAAUUGGUUGGUGUGUGGCGGUCUGGUCUAAUAGUGUUGUGGUUUACAGUCGAGACUUUCAGCACCUAAUUAACCACUAAAACCAAUGAACCAGUAAAGACCAGAUGCCAGAGACUAUUAAAGAGACUGCUAACAGACUAGGCCUACUGCAGCCUGAGGAAUGCAGGGAGACAGGACUCCAGGAGACCCAGCUCUGAGCUACGCUAUGGUCAGCCUGGCUCUGACGCUAUGCUGGGUGAUGCCACAGGAUGGCAGCCAUUUUGUGCCAAAAAGCUCAGCACAUACAGUGGUGUGAAGUGUUCCUUCCUGAUUUCUUAUUUGUUUGCAUGUUUGUCACACUUAAAUGUUUCAG